ACCGCAAGCCUCCCCAUCAGCGCCUCCAGUCAGUGAGGGCCCCGCCCCUGUCUGGUGGCCUGUGUGUGGAUUGCGGCCUCUGGUGCGGGUGUCUGCGCUGCUCCGGCUGGGCCCAACGCAGUCCACCCAGCUAGGGGAAGGAGGUGAGGGUGGUGGGCGCUCAGUGGGGCAAGAGAAGGGAUAGCCUGGCAGGCCUCAUCUCUGUUGCCUCCGUUGGUCUGUCUGGGUGUCAUGUGUGUGCCCGAUCUCUGUCCCCUCUUGGCUUCUCUCUGUCUGCCUGUGUCCUUGCCUUGGCCUGACUCCCUCCCUCCGUUUCUCUCCACUCUCCCAACCUGCCCCACCUCCUCUGCAGCCCCACGAUAACCCCUGGGCAAGAGUGUUACCUAAUCUCCUCGCUCCUGGCAGCCUCAGACCUUCACCCUCUGCCUUUCUGUCUCCCAGCAGACGCCUGCCUGGCCUGGCAGCCAUGAGGCCCCCCUGGUGUCCCCUGCACACGCCCUCCCUGGCUUCCCCAAUCCUGCUCUUCCUCCUCUUCCUCCUGGGAGGAAGGGCAGAGGCUGAGGACCCGGAGCUGCUGGUGACUGUGCGUGGGGGCCGGCUGCGGGGCAUCCGCCUAAUGGCCCCUGGGGGCCCUGUCUCCGCUUUUCUGGGCAUCCCCUUCGCAGAGCCACCUGUGGGCCCCCGUCGCUUUCUGCCACCGGAGCCCAAGAGGCCCUGGCCGGGGGUGCUGGACGCCACAGCCUUCCAAAGUGUCUGCUACCAAUAUGUGGACACCUUGUACCCCGGCUUCGAGGGCACCGAGAUGUGGAACCCGAACCGUGAGCUGAGUGAGGACUGCCUCUACCUCAAUGUGUGGACACCAUACCCCCGGCCUGCGUCCCCCACCCCUGUCCUCGUCUGGAUCUACGGGGGUGGCUUCUACAGUGGGGCCUCCUCCCUGGACGUGUAUGACGGCCGCUUCCUGGCCCAGGCUGAGGGAACCGUGCUGGUGUCCAUGAACUACCGGGUGGGAGCCUUUGGCUUCUUGGCCCUGCCAGGGAGCCGGGAGGCCCCAGGCAACGUGGGUCUGCUGGAUCAGAGGCUGGCAUUGCAGUGGGUGCAAGAGAACGUGGCCGCCUUCGGGGGCGACCCAACGUCAGUGACUCUGUUUGGGGAAAGCGCCGGUGCUGCCUCGGUGGGCAUGCACUUGCUGUCCCCUCCCAGCCGGGGCCUUUUCCACAGGGCUGUGCUGCAGAGCGGUGCACCCAAUGGCCCCUGGGCCACGGUGGGCGUGGGAGAGGCCCGCCGCAGGGCCACACUGCUGGCCCGCCUCGUAGGCUGUCCCCCAGGAGGUGCCGGUGGCAAUGACACAGAACUGGUUGCCUGCCUGAGGACAAGGCCCGCUCAGGACCUGGUAGACCACGAGUGGCACGUGCUGCCUCAGGAAAGUGUCUUCCGCUUCUCUUUCGUGCCUGUGGUGGAUGGAGACUUCCUCAGUGACACACCCGAGGCCCUCAUCAACGCUGGAGACUUCCACGGUCUGCAGGUGCUGGUGGGUGUGGUGAAGGAUGAGGGCUCCUAUUUUCUGGUUUACGGGGCCCCAGGCUUCAGCAAAGACAACGAAUCUCUCAUCAGCCGGGCCCAGUUCCUGGCCGGGGUGCGGGUCGGGGUCCCCCAGGCGAGUGACCUAGCUGCCGAGGCUGUGGCCCUGCAUUACACAGACUGGCUGCACCCUGAGGACCCAGCGCGCCUGAGAGAGGCCAUGAGUGAUGUCGUGGGAGACCAUAACGUCGUGUGCCCCGUGGCCCAGCUGGCUGGGCGACUGGCUGCCCAGGGGGCUCGGGUCUAUGCCUACAUCUUUGAACACCGCGCAUCUACGCUCUCCUGGCCCCUGUGGAUGGGGGUGCCCCAUGGCUACGAGAUCGAGUUCAUCUUUGGACUCCCUCUGGAACCCUCGCUAAACUAUACGGCCGAGGAGAGAACCUUUGCCCAGCGACUGAUGAGAUACUGGGCCAACUUCGCCCGCACAGGGGACCCCAAUGACCCCCGGGACCCCAAAGUCCCUCAGUGGCCACCGUACACGGCGGGAGCGCAGCAGUACGUGAGCCUGAACCUGCGGCCGCUGGAGGUGCGCCGGGGGCUGCGCGCCCAGGCCUGCGCCUUCUGGAACCGCUUCCUCCCCAAAUUGCUCAGCGCCACCGACACACUGGACGAGGCGGAGCGCCAGUGGAAGGCCGAGUUCCACCGCUGGAGCUCCUACAUGGUGCACUGGAAGAACCAGUUUGACCAUUACAGCAAGCAGGAUCGCUGCUCAGACCUGUGACCCAGACGGGACCCCCACGUCUCCCCGCCCAGCUCGCCCCGUCCGGCCCACUAGCUGUAUAUACUUAUUUAAGGGCUGGGUUAUAAUACGGAGGAGCCCUAGACCCUACCUCCCCACCCCGAGUAUCCCCGGAGGCUCCCCGUCCUCUGCAUGUCUCGGGCCGAGCCCCUCCCCCGCGGUGCCUUCGCCCCUCUGGGCUGCCAAUAAACUGUUACAGCCACAGCAGUGUGCGCGACUAGGAGCGGGGACCGGGCCUCAAACACCAGGGCUGAGUAGACAGAGCGGGGCGGGUGUGACAGCCACCCGAACUUGCAGACCUCUGUAGCCGGGCGGAGCGUGCCGGCUCCCACCACGCUACCCCGCUGCGCCCACCGCCCCGCGCCCCGCCUCAGAAGGCGGGGCUCUCGCCUGCGCAGUAGCGACGGCUGCGCGGCGGUGCAUUGUGGGAGCCCUGCGGCUGGCGCUUUACCCGCGACUGCGGCUCGGGACUCUGCGCUGCGGGAGACCGGCGAGAACGUCCCCGAGAGCCCGCACGCCGGUCCUGCCUGCGGCUAGCUCAAGACCCAGGUCCAAGAGGAAGCGCUGGAGCCGGAGUUCUGUCCGCACCGCCAGGACGCGUCUACC
This is a messenger RNA of Enhydra lutris kenyoni (northern sea otter), 2926 nucleotides long. Its product is annotated as acetylcholinesterase (Cartwright blood group). Gene Ontology annotation, cellular component: plasma membrane. Gene Ontology annotation, molecular function: acetylcholinesterase activity. The transcript has 4 exons. The record is from RefSeq and is a predicted model, not a curated record. Lineage: Eukaryota; Metazoa; Chordata; Mammalia; Carnivora; Mustelidae. Gene Ontology annotation, biological process: acetylcholine catabolic process; choline metabolic process. The coding region runs from base 467 to 2302 and encodes 611 amino acids.